UUCAACCGAUAAGUUUUUAUCGGCAGCAUGAACAUUAUUUGUUGCUGCACAACAAGCCGAAAUUUCCAGUAAGCCCACUAAGAUCAAUUGGCAACAGGAUGGCAGACAACGCCAACAGCGAUGACGAGUUCCAGGAUGCAAUCGGCGAGGAGAUCACCGAGAAGGAAGCCACCAGCACGCGACUGAGCGAGAAGGAUGUGGACGAGAUCGUGGAGAAGCAAAGCCAGCUGGCUUUGGAUGACGAAGCGGAACAGGGUGCGGCUGGAGGGGAUUGCGUGGUGACACCACCUAUCGUGGACUCCGAGCUGUCGAUCGAGGAGCUGCGCGAACGGGAAAAGGAUCUCAGCCCCGAGCAGCUGGCGGCGAAUAAGGAAAAAGCCGACAAACUGAAACUAGAAGGCAACGAGCUUUUCAAGAAUGAUGAUGCCGAUGGAGCUGCCAAGAGCUACACGGAAGCUCUGGACAUUUGCCCCUCGGACAGCACUAAGGAGCGAGCAGUGCUCUACGGAAACAGGGCUGCUGCCAAAAUAAAGUUGGAGGCCAACAAAGCGGCCAUCGACGACUGCACAAAGGCCAUCGAACUGUGGCCGGAGUACGUGAGAGUGCUCCUGAGACGCGCUAAGCUCUACGAGCAGGACGAUAAACCCGACGAGGCUCUGGAAGACUACAAGAAAGUGCUGGAGAUCGAUCCAGGACAGCAAGACGCUCGAGAAGCUCAGAUUCGCCUGCCGCCUAUUAUUAACGAGCGCAACGAGAAGCUUAAGAACGAGAUGAUGUCUAGUUUAAAGGAUCUGGGCAAUAUGAUACUCAAACCUUUUGGCCUGUCCACGCAGAAUUUCCAAAUGCAACAGGAUCCGAGCACGGGAUCAUAUUCCAUAAAUUUUAACCAAAAACCAAGCUAGUUGAAUGUUGUACCGAAAAAAAAUAAACAAGGUUAAUGUGAGAUACAAGA
Molecule: messenger RNA, 952 nt
Organism: Drosophila ficusphila
Lineage: Eukaryota; Metazoa; Arthropoda; Insecta; Diptera; Drosophilidae
Gene: Ttc1
Product: tetratricopeptide repeat protein 1
Exons: 2
Coding region: 99-902 (267 amino acids)
Molecular function (GO): protein binding
Source: RefSeq, a predicted model, not a curated record